ACGGUCGUCCCAGCCCUGCUCGGCUGCCGCGGCGGAGCGGCAGCGGGAAGGCGUCCGGAGCCGUCGUCGCAGCUGUGCCGGCGGGGGAAGGCUCCCCGCAGCCCGGGGGGUCCCCGCAGCAGGGCCGGGGGUGCGGGCGGGCACCCCACCAUGGCCUUCACCAUGCUGCGCCCCGUGGCCGCCCGCGUGCUGUACCCCGACCUCAGCAUGCUCUCGGAGGACGAGGAGAACCGCAGCGAGAGCGACACGUCGGACCAGUCGUUCGGUUGCUGCGAGGGCGCCGAGGCUCGCCGCAAGCUGCCGCGGAAACCGGGGCCCAUGGUGAUGGUGAAGCAGAGGCAGGCGGCGAACGCACGGGAGCGGGACCGGACCCAGAGCGUCAACACGGCCUUCACCGCCCUGCGGACCCUCAUCCCCACCGAGCCGGUGGAUCGGAAGCUGUCCAAGAUCGAGACCCUCCGCCUGGCCUCCAGCUACAUCUCCCACCUGGCCAACGUGCUGCUGCUGGGUGAGGGCUGCGAGGACGGGCAGCCCUGCUUCAGUGCCAUCUAUGGCGCCAAGGGCGACCUGGACAGCAAACAGCCCCGCAGCAUCUGCACUUUCUGCCUCAGCAACCAGCGGAAAGGGGGCAGUCGGAGGGACCUCGGGGGCAACUGCCUGAAGGUGCGAGGGGUCACGCCCCUGCGAGUGUCGCGGAGAUGAGCCGGGCUCCGGCAGCACCCACCUGAGACAGCGGCAGAGGCAGAUGGAGCCAGCACACGCCAGCCCAGAGACCGCAGAGGGGAGGGAGGGAGCUGCUCACCUGAGGGGCAGCAGCUGAGCCCAGGCUGGCACUGCACUGACACUGGCCCUGGAGCUGGCAGUGGGGCGGGAGGAUGCUCCCGUGGCCAAGGCUGCCCACGCGGGGCAGGGCCGGGGAGGGGGGUCCCCGCACCCCAGGGCUGGACUGGAAGGGGCCUGUGUGCGGCCAGCGUCGAGGCGCUCCGGAGGGACAGUGUCGUGGCCCUGGGGAUGCUGGUUGUGCACGUGCAGCCGCUUGGAAAAUAAAACCUUAUUUUUCUGAUGGGCCAGUGCCUGCCUGUCACCCCAUUGUGGGGUGAGGUGGGGGUCCCCGAGAUGGCCCCGGAGCCCCA
Prinia subflava (tawny-flanked prinia) is the source of this 1133-nucleotide messenger RNA. It is a transcript of the gene TCF15, whose product is annotated as transcription factor 15. Lineage: Eukaryota; Metazoa; Chordata; Aves; Passeriformes; Cisticolidae. The record is from RefSeq and is a predicted model, not a curated record. The transcript has 2 exons. Gene Ontology annotation, biological process: regulation of transcription by RNA polymerase II; developmental process. Bases 151 to 702 code for a protein of 183 amino acids. Gene Ontology annotation, molecular function: RNA polymerase II transcription regulatory region sequence-specific DNA binding; DNA-binding transcription factor activity, RNA polymerase II-specific; protein dimerization activity.